Molecule: messenger RNA, 1224 nt
Organism: Podospora anserina S mat+
Lineage: Eukaryota; Fungi; Ascomycota; Sordariomycetes; Sordariales; Podosporaceae
Exons: 1
Coding region: 1-1224 (407 amino acids)
Cellular component (GO): cytoplasm; nucleus
Molecular function (GO): RNA polymerase II cis-regulatory region sequence-specific DNA binding
Source: RefSeq, a predicted model, not a curated record
AUGCAACGAACGCAAUCUGCAGUGGACUUUUCCAGUCUACUGAACCCGGAGACAACAACAGAGAGGGACCAGCUUUCUCCCCAACGGCAGACGCAAACGCAAACGCAGACUCCCGCCGUCGACGUCGAGAUGUCUGUUGGAUUGCUCCGUCCAAAUGGGCCUUUGCCCACGGGCGCUCAGUCGGCUGACAGCACGAAUGAGCUCCCCCGUCCUUACAAAUGCACCAUGUGUGACAAGGCUUUCCACCGCCUCGAGCACCAGACCCGUCACAUCCGGACGCACACAGGCGAGAAGCCACACGCCUGCCACCACCCAGGCUGCAGCAAGAGGUUCUCGCGCUCAGAUGAACUAACGAGGCACUCGAGGAUACACAACAACCCCAACUCCAGGAGAGGGAACAAGGGACAUCAGCACGCUGGUCUGGUUCACAGACUGCAGCCUGAUGUCAUGCCUCCACCGCAGCCCAAGACGAUUCGCUCGGCUCCCCCGACCGCGAUCUCUUCUCCCAAUGUCUCGCCUCCUCAUUACCACUCGUACAACUUCUCCCCUCAGCCUACGCUGAGCCCAUACCAUCGCAAUGCUCUUGGUAGCCAGAGCGGUCCCGACAUUCAGAUGCUGGCGAGAGCUGUUGGUCAAGUCGAGCGGGACAAGAUGGCCCCUUACGGCUCAAGACAUGCUCACUUCUAUGGCAACGGCAUUGCCACAUCAAGGAAUCCCCUGAUGGCCGGCCCUUCGCUGCAUGCCUACCAUAUUUCUCGGCCCACUCACUCCCACGAUGACGACGACCAUUAUCACAAUUACAGACACGCUAAGAGGUCGAGACCCAACUCGCCUAACUCCACCGCUCCUUCUUCUCCCACGUUUUCUCACAAUUCACUCUCGCCAACUCCCGACCACACACCACUUGCCACGCCUGCCCACUCUCCGCGUCUCCGGCCGUUUGGAACCGAGCUCGCGCCGUUUCGCAAUCUUUCUUUGCAUAGCCAAGUUCCAGCGCUUGCUCCCCUUGAGCCGCAACCCGAAGGUCAGCAGUUCUCGCAGCCACCCGCGCAAGCGCCAUCUCGCAGCGGCAUUUCCUUGACCGACGUGAUCAACCGUCCAGAUGGAGCUCGCAAACUUCCACUUCCAAGGAUGAGUGUCAGCGACAUGCUCACGCCAAGUGAUGGCUACAGCCUCAGUGGCAGAAACUCGACCGCCAACAGCGUUGCUGGAGAUUUCUUGUAA